Molecule: messenger RNA, 633 nt
Organism: Zygosaccharomyces rouxii
Lineage: Eukaryota; Fungi; Ascomycota; Saccharomycetes; Saccharomycetales; Saccharomycetaceae
Gene: NAS2
Product: Nas2p
Exons: 1
Coding region: 1-633 (210 amino acids)
Biological process (GO): proteasome regulatory particle assembly
Cellular component (GO): cytoplasm; nucleus
Molecular function (GO): protein binding
Source: RefSeq, a predicted model, not a curated record
AUGAGUGAAUUGUCAAAUGCAACUAUUGAUCCGGCAAUUGCUGAGGGUUUACAACAACUAAAACAUUUAUCGAUUAGAGAUGUGGAUUCAUUGAAGAAAAGAAUUGAAAAGGAAUUAGGGUCUAAUCUUCAAAGGCUUAACGAUGAGCAUGCUGAUAUGGAUUCACCGCUGGUGGUUAAUGGGUUUCCUAGAGAUGAUAUUGACGUUUUGCAAGUUAGAUUAAUUAGAAGAAACGUCCACAUGUUGCGUAACGACUUGCAUAAGGUACUGGAGAGAUCUCAUGAAUUGAUCAAUCAGCAUUUCACCGAAUUACAAGCAAAGACAAGACAAGAGACGCAUGUUGCAGCUGACGUAGAGCACCGGAUACCUUUUGCAAAGAUCACAGAAGUAGUACCCGCCAGUCCUGCUGCUAAAGCAGGCUUUCAACUCGAUGAUCAACUAGUGUUAUUGGGUCACAUCCAUGCAGGUAAUCACAUGAAAUUGACCAAUUUACAAAAUACUGUAAUUCAAAAUGAAGAUAGGCAAUUGCCAGUUAAAAUCAUUAGAAAUGGUCGUACUAUACAAACGGCACUGACGCCUACUCGCAAAUGGGCCGGUAGAGGUCUAUUGGGAUGCCGUCUUGUUGAACUGUGA